GUGGAACUGAGUGUAAAAGUGUUGCUGUAGGCUUUGAAACGCUGCGGCAGUGAGUCGCCUGUUGGUCACAGAACUCAACUGACACUACACCUGCUCUAACACGAUGUCUUCAUUGAUUUUCUUCGACCUGGAGACAACUGGAUUAAACACCUCGCAGUGUGACAUGAUCCAGUUGUCAGCCAUCUGUGGAAACAGGGUCUUUAACCACUACACCCUCCCUCGCUGUCCCAUCACUAUGGGCGCCCAAGAGGUCACGGGCUUCAGCGUCAGCAGUGGCAGUUUGUAUUACUGCGGGGUUCGCAAGCACACCUUCCCUCUCGAUUAUGCUCUGACCUCCUUCAUCACCUUCCUUCACUCAUUCCCCAAGCCUGUGCUGCUGGCGGGCCACAAUGCAAUGCGGUUUGAUGUGCCUGUGCUCAGCAGACUGCUGCAGGAGUUCUCCCUCAAGCAGCAGUUCCAGGAGGUGGUUUCUGGGUUUGUGGAUACCUACGUGCUAAGCAAGAGGCUCUAUCCUGAUCUGGCCGGUCAUAGCCUGGAGAAAUUGGUCUCACGCUUCCUGAGAGAGACCUACAAUGCCCAUAAUGCUGUUGCGGAUGCUAGAAUGCUACAGGAGCUGUACAAUGAAUGGAAUCCUAGUGGAAGGAUCGUCUUGGAAUGUACUUACGCAGUAGACCAAGAUUUUUAAAAAGCUACAGAAGAUAAAUUUGAUUGAAAAGUUCGUUCUGUGUCAUGAUUAAUAUUUUUGGAUUUGUAGUUUUGUUGUCUGAUGCACUCUAACAUGGUUCAUACUCACAAGUGUAAUAUUAUAUUCAGAUAAUAAACUUAAACCAUUAAAAUAUGACUUGAGCCUUUCA
Molecule: messenger RNA, 854 nt
Organism: Toxotes jaculatrix (banded archerfish)
Lineage: Eukaryota; Metazoa; Chordata; Actinopteri; Toxotidae
Product: DNA polymerase III PolC-type-like
Exons: 3
Coding region: 104-685 (193 amino acids)
Biological process (GO): DNA catabolic process
Cellular component (GO): cytoplasm
Molecular function (GO): nucleic acid binding; 3'-5'-DNA exonuclease activity
Source: RefSeq, a predicted model, not a curated record